UGAAAUCCUACCACGGACAUCGCACAGCCCCAUGUUUCGUCCCUUGACUAGCACAUAGAAAUACUGGACAUGGCUAGCCCUAUAAUAUGUAUCCAUGCCCAGUUGUUCCUGCAUUGUCUGCAUUAUGCUGCUUCGAUGUUGGCAUCGAAGUACCCUUCCAGGACCAUUACCUGCGCUAGUCCUCAGAUGCAAGCAGCAAGGCAAGUAUGAGAGGUAGGUACAUGUUAAAGGAGAACCCUCGGCAUCCUGUAGAAGGAUACAUCCGCUUUGAUUGGUCGGGUUAGAUGUGCUCAUAUGUUCUGCGACUGUAAAACCCGAUCAUCCGAUACAUUAACCGUCAAAACCGGGAUUUUUCUACCAACUAGCCGCUUUGAUUUAUCACCCGCAGACAAUUCUAGAUGCUUAUUUCGAGGAUAGGAUCACUUUUCCCCAAACCAGGUGGUGUAAAUUUCGCCCAUAUUAACUUUUAUUCGACUUCAGAAAGCAAUUGCAGGUCGAUGACAACGUUGGGCAUAAAUAAGAGAGAUACACAAUGCCAUUCUCAUAAUCGGCGUCUUUCUCGACUUGAAUAGAAUAAAAUGAUCGGUUUCACUCUUCUCGCCACGCUUAUCGCUGCGGUAGCGGCUCGUAGCCUACCGGUUAGGCAUGGAUCGCACUCAAUUGCUGCUCGGUCUGCACUUCCUUCCUCAUUUACUUGGACCUCGACUCAGGCACUUGUUGGCCCCAAAGACGACAAUCGCCCCAUCGACGGCAUCAAAGACCCUUCGAUCAUUGAAAUCAAUGGCACCUAUCAUGUUUUCGCCUCCACUGCAUCGGAUGCCGAAGGCUACAACAUGCUCUACUUCAAUUUUACCGACUUCGAAAAAGCCGGUGACGCGCCGUUUUUCUACCUCGAUCAAGCUCCUCUAGGAACCGGAUACCGCGCUGCCCCCGAGGUAUUCUACUUCGAGCCUCAAAGUCUGUGGUAUUUGGUCUAUCAGGAUGGCAACGCAGCAUACAGUACCAACCCGGAUAUUAGUAACCCAGCAGGAUGGACAGCGCCUGAGCAUUUCUACAGUGGUACGCCUGCUCUGAUCGAAGCCGGGCUGGAGGGAGGCUACUGGGUAGACAUGUGGGUCGUUUGCGACGCGACAGACUGCCAUCUCUUUUCCUCGGACGACAAUGGUCGACUGUACCGUUCCCAAACGCCAAUCGGAGAUUUUCCUAAAGGCAUGAACGAGCCUGUGAUUGCACUUGAAGAGGCAAGCAAGUACGACCUUUUCGAAGCAUCCACCAUCUACUCCAUCGGUAACGGUACUUAUCUCACUCUGGUAGAGUGUAUCGGUGCGAAUGGCCGGUAUUUCCGCUCUUGGACAUCUCCUAGUAUUGCUGGACCCUACACACCGCUCGCGGAUACAGAAGCCAACCCGUUCCUGGGCCUGAACAAUGUAGAAUUUCCAACGGGAACACGAUGGUCGAAGAGCAUCAGCCACGGAGAGCUGAUCAGAACCAAUGUGGAUCAGAACCUGUAUGUGGAGCCUUGCAAUUUCAGGUUUCUGUACCAAGGGGUAGAUCCCGAAGUCGAGGGUUCGGGGGGUUCCUACAACGCUUUGCCGUGGAAGCUGGCUUUGGUCACACAAACUAACUCAGAAUGCUCAAACGCAACGAUGCAUUGAGGUAUAGGUAUCUUAUACUGGUCAUAAUCGUAGUUAUAUCCAUAUAGUAAUAGCUACCACAUAUUUGUGGUUACUAUCUAAUUGUGAGCCCAAUACUUGCAGAACUCACAUAUAUGUAGCACUUUGAAGAGCUCAUGCUCAGAUACGUAUAGCAGGUUGCUACUUAAAGGGGCAGUAAUGGUGAGGGCUUGUAAUAAUGAGCAGCGAUAACGCCCAUCAUCAUCAUCAUCAUCAUCAUCGAGUCAAACCCUUUCGAGUUCUCACGUGUCCACGAAGCAAACCACGCCCCCACGCCCUCCCUCGUCCUGGAACAUCCCUCGAACAAAGAGCUCAUGGGAGUUUGUUCAUCAGACUUUUAAGAGUUCACGACACCCCUUCCCAGGGAACGCCAUGCCUCAUUGUAUCUGCCCAUUUUAGAGCCAACAACUGAGGAACGCACCCAGGAGUGUGUGUGGAAAGAGAAAGAGGUGCAAAGAGAGGAGGAGUACAUCUAUAUAUACCUCUAUCGUCGGGCUGUCGGGCGGUUGCCACCGGCCCGCACCUCCUCUUCAUGCUUCUACAUUCACGCAAUGAGUACCUGGUUUCAAAUCUGGAGGUGGUUGCUGUGCUACUUUGAACCCUGUCUCAAUGAAUUGUGCAUUCGAAUCAUGUUAAACAUUCC
Molecule: messenger RNA, 2316 nt
Organism: Periconia digitata
Lineage: Eukaryota; Fungi; Ascomycota; Dothideomycetes; Pleosporales; Periconiaceae
Source: the annotation of a GenBank genome assembly